GUUGGGAAGAAAUAUCCACAGACCGGCACCUGCCUUAAUGUUGUGAUGUGACGUGGAGAGUAUACAGAUUACUAGUUUUAUAAUCAUACUGCGUUAAAUUUAAUAAAACAAGAAUGGCAGCAAAUGUACAGCAACGCAAUUUGGGUCAAUACCUAAAUAAAAUUGCGCUGGGAUUAAUAUUGUGUGGUAUUAUAUUCUCCCUACCAUCGCUUAGUUUUGGCCAUAGUGAUAAUCCAAGCUUCAAGUAUUCAAGAGAGGCGAAUGAAAAUUUUGAUUCUAAAAAGGUUCCUGCCCCAGUACACGACCAUCACGAUCAUGAUCAUGACCACCAUCAUCAUCAUCACGAUCAUGAUCAUCACCAUCAUCAUCCACAUUCACAUGAUGCUCACGGUCACGAUCAUGAAGAUCAUCACCACCAUACUGGCAAUCAUAAACAUGAGCAUCACCAGAACAAAGCAAAAAUUUCUCAAGAUAUGACCAGUAUUUGGAUACAUUCUAUUGGGUCCACAUUGCUUAUUAGUGCCGCGCCAUUCGUAUUGCUAUAUACCAUUCGAUUGGACAAUAGUGAAGCAAUGAAACCACGCCUUAAAGUUAUAUUGGCAUUUGCUUCUGGCGGCUUAUUGGGUGAUGCUUUCCUGCACCUUAUUCCUCAUUCUACUCAUUCGCAUAGUCAUGGUGAGCAUGACUCCCAUGAAGCAGCACAUAAUCACGGCCAUAGCCAUGACCAUGGACAUGGACAUGAUAUGAGAGUUGGUCUAUGGGUUUUGGGUGGAAUUAUAGCAUUUCUUGCUGUUGAGAAAUUGGUAAGACUGCUAAAAGGUGAUGAACAUGGACACAGUCAUAGUCAUUCAAAAAAAGAGACAAAUCCGAAACCAUCAAAAAAAGCUGAUCAAAAAUCUGAUACUAAAAAGUCGGAAAAUCCAAAAGCGGUUAAAAAUGUCGAAGCAAAUGACGUAAAAAUAACGGGAUAUCUGAAUUUGGCUGCUGAUUUUGCCCAUAACUUCACUGACGGUUUGGCUAUUGGCGCUUCCUACUUAGCCGGAAACAGUAUUGGAAUUGUAACAACAAUUACGAUAUUAUUGCACGAAGUACCCCAUGAAAUCGGAGAUUUCGCCAUCCUAAUUAAAUCCGGUUGUACGAAACGUCAAGCAAUGCUGCUGCAAUUAGUAACUGCGCUUGGUGCUGUUGCUGGCACUGCACUAGCUUUAUUGGGGGCUAGUGGUGAAGGUGGUUCAACGGCAUGGGUAUUGCCAUUCACAGCAGGCGGAUUUAUAUACAUUGCCACUGUAAGUGUGCUUCCCGAAUUGUUGGAGGAGUCUACAAAAUUGGGUCAAUCAAUUAAGGAGAUUGUAGCUAUGCUAAUCGGCGUUGGUUUAAUGAUUUUCAUUGCCCAGUUAGAGUAAAAACUUCCUAAAACAUGUUAGUUGUAUAUUGAAAUUUAUCUAGUAGCCUUUUUAUUUGUAAGCGAAAAUACUAAGUUUCUUAAAAAUAUUUCAAAUAAUUAUAUUAUUAUAAAUAAAGUCUUUGUACCGUAAAAUUUCUUCAAUCA
Messenger RNA from Zeugodacus cucurbitae (melon fly), 1549 nucleotides. RefSeq names its product protein catecholamines up (gene Catsup). Bases 114 to 1403 code for a protein of 429 amino acids. Gene Ontology annotation, molecular function: zinc ion transmembrane transporter activity. NCBI's taxonomy places the organism in Eukaryota, Metazoa, Arthropoda, Insecta, Diptera, Tephritidae. Gene Ontology annotation, cellular component: membrane. The record is from RefSeq and is a predicted model, not a curated record. The transcript is spliced from 2 exons. Gene Ontology annotation, biological process: zinc ion transmembrane transport; intracellular zinc ion homeostasis.